AUGUAUCAACCAGUGUAUUUUAGUAAUACACAGAGAUCUUUUGAUCAUAUUUCUCCUCCAUUACAUUUACAACAACAAAAUCAUCAUCAUUAUCAUCAUCUUCAUCAUCUUCAACAUCAUAAUCAUAAUCAAUAUCAUAAUCAACAUCAUAAUCAACAACAUGGUAAUAAUCAACAACCAUAUACUCCAAUUGAUUUAAAUUAUAGUCAUUCAAUGAUACCUUCAAAUUUAUUGAUUAAUUCUCCUUAUUUUACACCACCACCAUCUGCUGCUAGAUUUUUUUCAAAUCAACCACCACCAGUACCACAAGAAUAUAAUUAUCCAAUUCAUUCUUCUAUUCAUUCUUCUCCAAAAUUUUCAAAUUCUGGUAAAUUUAAAAAUCGAAACAACAACAACAACAACAACAACAACAACAACAACAGCAAUAUUAAUAAUAAUUUUAAAAAUCCAUAUAAUAACAAUUCACCACAAUUAACUCAAAUUAAAAAUUUAAAUUUUUCUUCAUCAAGUUUAAAUAAUUCACUUUUAAAUUCAAAUUUUGAUCAACUAAAUAUUUCAAGAACUAUUAUAAUUAAAAAUAUAAAUGAAGAAAUUGAAUUAAAUCAUUUACUAAAUUUUAUAAAUUUUGGUCCAAUUGAAUAUUGUAAAUUGAUUUUAAAACCGACGCCUAAAAAUUUAGUGGAAAAAGUUGUUGUUGAUGAUGAUGAUGAUGAUGAUGAUGAUGAUAAUGAUAAUAAUAAUAAUAAUAAUGAUAAUAAUAAUAAUAAUAACAAUAAUAAUAACAAAAUUUCAUCAAAUUUAAAAGUUUGUUUAAUUACUUUUAUAAAUUCGAAAAUUUCAGUUAAUUUUUAUUUGCAAAUUUAUAAAAAUGUUAAAAAUUUUAAUCAAUUUAAGAAAGAUUUAAAUAGUCCGUUUUUAAAAAUUCAAUUAAAUAAUCAAAAUGGGAAUGGUAAUAAAUCAUUCGACUCAAAACAAGAUUUAAUUAAAUUGAAAACUUUAAAUUAUAUAUUGGAUUUAAAUGCAACUAGAUCAAUUAUAAUUAAAACUAAUGAAACUAAAGAUGUAAUUCAUGAUCAAUGUUUGAAAUUUGGUGAUAUUGAAGAAUUUAUAGAUGAACAAGAUGGAGAAAUCAAUAUUUUUAGAUUACAUUUCACUUCCAUAAAUUCAGCAGUUAAAACUUUUGAAUAUUAUACUAAAAAAUCAAAAGAUCAAGUUGAAUCAAUAUCAUUUCAAAAAGAUAGAUGUGAUAAAACUGAAUUAGAUGACCAUGAAAAUAAUGAAGAAAAACAAAAUAAUAAUUCUUCAGAUAUUUUAGUUGAAAAUUCUGAAAUUGAAUCAAUCAUAGAUACUUCAGAAGAAGGUGUAAUUACAAAUGAAAAUGAGAAAAAUAAUUCAAGUUCAAAUGAUUUAGUUGAAGAUCCAUUAAGUCCAACAUCAUCUUUUAUUGACCCAUCAUCAUAUUUAUAUCAAGAUUUUAAUUCAACUAUAAGUAAUGAAGGUUAUUCAAUUCUAUCAUCAAAUUCAAGAUUCAACAAUAAUAAUACUAUUCCAUAUGAUUAUAAUUUAUCUAACUCCUCAUUAAUAUUACCUCAUUCAUCAUCAGUUUCAAAUUUUGUACCACCUCCUUCAAUUGAUCCAAAUUAUGGAAAUCGUUCAAUUUAUCUUGGUAAUUUACAUCCAAAUACAACAAUUGAAGAAAUUGCAAAUAAUAUAAGAACUGGAGGUUUAGUUGAACUGAUUAAAUAUCAUCCUGAUAAAAAAACUUGUUUUAUUACAUUUAUAGAUGCAAAUAUAGCAUAUAAAUUUCAUAUGAAUCAUCAAGUAUUACAUCAAUUAGUUAUUCAUGGAUAUGAUAUCAUAGUUGGAUGGGCAAAACAAAAUAGUGGUCCCUUAUCAAGAGAUGUUGCCUUGGCUGUAACUGCUGGAGCUUGUAGAAAUGUUUAUAUUGGAAUUAAAUUAAUUAGAGAAGAAGGAAGUUUAAAACCAAAAUUACCUAAUGAAUUAGAAUUAAGAUCUGACUUUUCAAAAUUUGGAGAAAUGGAACAAAUUAAUUUUUAUCAUAAUAAUGAUUGUGUUUUCUUAAACUUCCUCAAUAUUAUUGAUGCUAUUAAAUUAGUUGAUAUUUUUCAAAUGGGUGAAAGUGAAGCUAUAAUGAAAUUGAAAAAAAUUUUAAAAUCCGAUGAUGAUGAUGAAGUUUUACAAUUUUAUAAUAAAUAUUCAAAAUUUAAAAUAUCAUAUGGUAAAGAUCGUUGUGGAAAUAAUCCAAAAUUUUCAUUUCAAAAAAGAUGUGAAAAUAACGGUGUAUCUACUUAUAAAACUUAUCAAAAUGAAUUACAUAACAAUGUGAAAAACAGAAGAAAGAAAAAACAAGAAGCACAACCACGUUUAUCAGAACCAAAAGAAGUUGGAUCUCCGAUUAAUGAAGAAGCAAAGGCCAUCUUUGGAAUAAUAUCAAAUGAAGAAGAAAUAGAAACUGCAUUACCUCAAGUAGAUGAAGAAAAAGAACAACAAGAACCAGAAUCGGAUUCAGAUGAAGAAGUUUCAAUUAUAAUCUAUUCAGAUUCAGAAAUUAUAAAACAACAACCACCAAAAUUGAAAAAACCUCAGAAAUAUAAGAAAAUCUACCAUAAGUCAAAUUCAAGAAAUAGUUCAACUUCAUCAUUUAAUCAACCUCCAUUAUAUUAUCAAAAUUAUUAUGGAAGUCAAAUUAAAUUCAUACCGGUAAUUACACCAAUCCAACCACAACAACAAUUCCCUCCUCAACAAAUGCAAUCGAAAUAUUCAAUGAGUGGAUAUGAUGUAAUGAAUCAAUAUUUGAAUCAAAAUAAUAAUGGGUGUUUUAAUGGUGAUUAUUUUAAUAAUGGAAAUGGUAAUGGGUAUAAGAGAAAUUCAAAUAAUGGGAAAAAGAAAUGA
Molecule: messenger RNA, 2913 nt
Organism: Insectozyma verbasci
Lineage: Eukaryota; Fungi; Ascomycota; Pichiomycetes; Serinales; Debaryomycetaceae
Source: the annotation of a GenBank genome assembly